This is a messenger RNA of Ornithodoros turicata, 2720 nucleotides long. Its product is annotated as mitochondrial 2-oxoglutarate/malate carrier protein-like. Bases 1524 to 2462 code for a protein of 312 amino acids. Gene Ontology annotation, molecular function: transmembrane transporter activity. The transcript has 10 exons. Lineage: Eukaryota; Metazoa; Arthropoda; Arachnida; Ixodida; Argasidae. The record is from RefSeq and is a predicted model, not a curated record.
AGGACAUUGCACUAGAGAUGAGAUGAACCUACUCCUGGAAAACAUGGAUUUUGCGCCCGUUCACCACCAGCAUGCCACCUUCUUCAUGAACAUCUCCGUUGAAACGACCGUGUGUUGAAUCAUACUUGAACAUGUACACCUGGAUGGCAACACAAUAAUUAGCUGGGAACUAAAAAAAAAGACAAAGCCUACCAUGUACUUGACAUCGAUGAAAGGGUCAUUGACAGCGACUACUUCAACAUCCUUCUGCAAUGAUGCACGCAAAACAAGGCGCCCAAUACGGCCGAAUCUGAAAUUCAAACCCCAUUAAACAUGGCGGCCGGCUUCCGAACAGCGAAGUCCUAGGUAGAAUCCAUGGCCCAGAAUGGUACGCCAUGACGCUUCGUUCAAGGGCACGUCAAUGUGUCUUACCCAUUAAUCCCGAUCUUUGCCAUGUUUCCCUGCGCAGACUUAUCGUGAUGGCGAGGCCUAGAAGCGGAGCAAAAUUAAAACCUUAAGACAAACCUAAUCUGCCAGCUGCGCGCCGGCAUUUUCGAAUGUCUUCGUUCGUCAAUGACAUAUCGCAAAGUCAGAUACGUAAUUAACUAGCUUUCUGCACCUCACUCUCUGCCGUACGCUUACCAAUCCGGUGAAAUUAACAUUGUUCUUCGUUACAGAUGUAUAACCACAGAUGCCCUUGAAUUCCCCUCUGUGGUCCGAAUAGAAGUGAAAGGUCACGGGGCACACUAGGAACAGCGAGAGUUCGCGAACUUAAGAAGUCACCCCCAAAACGUCUGUAUUUACAAUUUGGAAGGAGGUAAUCGACAGAAUCAAAGUCAAACUUAAGGCAGUAUCGCAAACUUCGCGUACGCAUCAAAGUAUGAUAGAAUUCAAGAUCCGACACGAAAAGCUCGGGAAAAGGAUGAGAUUAUCACUGAGAGCGCAUAGAACGAAACGUUGGAAGGACUAGAAGCCUGCGAUGAACGCGACUGGCAGAACGAGGAACCAGCGCGAGCGACUAACAAACGCCCUUUGGCUAAUUCCAUGACGAAUAAAAGCAGAAGAUCCAUCGUACUAGAUACAUGGGGAAGUGCAUCGUAAUAUGAGCGGAAUACCACUGGAAUACUAGAUACCGAUGAAAUAUGCAGAAAAGAUAUGGACCUACCUCAAAUGCUGAGAGAAUCGGACAACUGCAGGGGGCAAGGGUCACGAAGGCGCUUUUUAUGCCGGGUGUUACUCUCGAUCCAAGGCGAUACCGGUGAUGCUCACAAAAAUAUCAAAAAUACAUUCGACCUUGUUUGUCUUCUUCACAUGGACAAAUGUGCCUUCGAUAUCCCGUUUACUGUUUAGCAAAAAUUGUUGUGACAUCAGUUAUAUCUGUAAUUGUGAUAAACUAAUCCAAUCCAAUCCUCUUUUUGUUGGUUUCGCUCCUGUCACGUGGUUCGUCAUAUCCGCGGGUCGACGGUGCGACUGCGACCUUCAACCCGUAUGUGUAUCGAAGUCGAACACAACUUCGAAACGCUGCAGCCAAACUUCACGGAACCAUGUCAGCUCAAGGAACAGGGCAGAAAUCUAUUCCCAAACCAGUGCGGUUUCUUUUUGGUGGCUCAGCAGGGAUGGCAGCAACCCUGUUUGUCCAGCCACUGGAUCUAAUUAAGAACCGUAUGCAGCUUAGUGGCGAAGGUGGGAAAGCAAAGGAGCACAAAACCAGUCUCCAUGCGAUCCGGAGCAUUUUGCAGAAAGAAGGCCUCACUGGAAUGUACGCAGGCCUCUCGGCAGGGCUGCUGCGUCAAGCAUCCUACACAACCGUUCGUAUGGGAGUCUAUACGUCUCUUUUCGAGACCUUCAGUGCCGAUGGUCGUCCCCCGAGUUUCCUGAUGAAGGCAGGCAUUGGAAUGUGCGCUGGAGCUGUUGGUGCCUUUUGCGGAACUCCUGCAGAGAUCUCACUUAUACGGAUGACAGCCGAUGGACGGUUGCCACUCAACGAAAGGCGCGGCUAUCGAAAUGUGUUUGAUGCGCUGAUAAGGAUCACUCGUGAAGAGGGUCUUCUCACGCUCUGGCGGGGCUGUGUUCCUACAAUCGGACGUGCCAUGGUGGUGAAUGCAGCCCAACUGGCGUCCUAUUCUCAGGCCAAGCAGCUCCUCCUGAAUUCGGGAUAUUUCCGUGAUAACAUCAUGUGCCACUUUGCGGCCAGCAUGAUCAGCGGUCUCAUCACAACGGCUGCUUCGAUGCCUGUCGACAUUGCGAAAACCAGGAUCCAAAAUAUGCGUAUCAUCGAUGGGAAGCCUGAGUACAGGGGUGCUAUCGACGUGCUGAGCCAAGUGAUCCGCAAGGAAGGCUUCUUUAGUUUAUGGAAAGGAUUCACGCCCUACUAUGCAAGGCUUGGACCACACACAGUUCUCACCUUUAUCUUCCUAGAGCAGAUGAACCAAUUCUAUUACCGACAAGUUCUAGGUGACACUAGUGGUAGGGGUGGUCUCUGAAUCGGGGGUGUUCGUCAUUAGCACCGUGUCGUAGAAUAAUUUGCAACAAAUGAAGUUGUGAGCAUUGUACUGCUGACCUGCACACUGUCACCAGUGGCAAGGCCAGAGGCAGGCCAGUUGAACUCUUUAUAUCCUACUUCGAAGCAUAAAACUUCCCAUAUUUGUCAAUGCCUCCAAGACAAAUUUGGCUAUGCUAUCUCAUUUUCGUGCAGUGUAUGUAUUGGCGUAUCUGUGCAAUAGAAGCGGUGAUUAGCACAA